Scomber japonicus (chub mackerel) is the source of this 798-nucleotide messenger RNA. RefSeq names its product kazal-type serine protease inhibitor domain-containing protein 1-like. Gene Ontology annotation, cellular component: extracellular region. Gene Ontology annotation, biological process: regulation of cell growth; regulation of signal transduction. NCBI's taxonomy places the organism in Eukaryota, Metazoa, Chordata, Actinopteri, Scombriformes, Scombridae. The record is from RefSeq and is a predicted model, not a curated record. The coding region runs from base 1 to 798 and encodes 265 amino acids. The transcript has 3 exons. Gene Ontology annotation, molecular function: insulin-like growth factor binding.
AUGGGUGUAUGGGUGCACACUUCCCUCGGGCUCCCACCCCAGCACCGUGGGUGGCUGCGGCUGUGGGAAGAGGGAGAGGGGUGCAUGGACUGUGAUCAGCACCUUUGUCCCUCAGUGCCUGACAUCUGCCCUGCAGGCUGGGUGCAGGACAACUGUGGGUGCUGUGAGCAGUGUGCGAACGUGGAGGGGCAGCAGUGUGACCCGGAUGGUGCUCAGAAGUUUUAUGGCCGAUGCGGGGAAGGCCUGGUAUGCCAAAGAAGAAGAACACCAAAGAGGGGACGCAGGGCUCAGCCAGAGCCUACAUGUGUGUGCCAGGAUCAAGGCUUUGUGUGUGGCUCAGAUGGGUGGACCUACCCAAAUGUGUGCCAGCUGAGAGAGGCUGCCAGUCGCCACAACACUACCCUGAAGCUCACUUGGAGAGGACCCUGCUUCUCUGCUCCCCGUGUCAGCCGAGGCCCCAAAGACCUGUCCAACUACACAGGGAAUGACAUUGUGUUUAGCUGUGAGGUCUCAGCGUACCCUCUUCCGAAUCUGAACUGGAAAAAGAAAGGAAGUGACGAUUAUCUGCCAGGGGAUGAUCCUCACAUCUCUGUCCAGGUUCGAGGUGGUCCCCAGCGAUACACUGUGUCUACCUGGCUUCAGAUACAGGGCCUCCAUGUCUCUGAUGCAGGGGUCUACUCUUGCGUCUCCCACAAUAGCUUGGGAGAAACAUCUGCAUCAGCAAAGCUCACCGUGUUGAGAAAGGGUGAGUGUCUCAUGAAGUGUUGUACUGUAGAUACUUCUUUUUCAGUUAAUUGA